AUCAAAAGAGUACAGAAAGAAGAAAAAUAACCCCCUUUCCUUUCUUGCACUUGGAUGCUAUUGCUAUCUGGUUGUUGUUCAUCAUCAUUAUUGAUGAUAAUGGUAACCUCAUAGAUCAUAAUUACGAUGAUCAGUAUUUGAAAUCAAACCAAACUGCAUCAUCAGGAGGCGAUCAUCAUCCUCGUACCAUCAUGUCGUUUUCGUUCUUUAAGGUUUCCAGGCCUAAAACGCCGCAGGAAGUGGUCAAGUCUAUCAAAGAGAGUCUCGUCGCACUCGAUACCAAAACCGUUGUUGAAGUUAAAGCCCUUGAGAAGGCUUUAGAGGAAGUUGAAAAGAAUUUUGUUACAAUGAGAACUAUGCUUUCUGGAGAUGGGGAAUCAGAACCGAAUUUGGACCAGGUUUCACAGCUUGUGGAGGAAAUCAGAAGAUGGUCUGGCAAGACAUCAGAAGAUGGUCAAGGCAGAAUCAGAACAUGGGUCUAUGGAAGCAUCAGAAGAACUUGAGAUCAGAAGCAGAAGCACUGAAGUUCUCAUGGUAUCACGCUCAGAAGCACUUCAAGGUCAGAAGACAAGAAGAUGCUAUGCACCAAGUUGUUUGACUCUGAUGAUAUUCAAACGUUGUAUACACAAACAUCAGAUCAGAAGAAAGUACAGGUGGCAGGCUACGCUGACUGACAAAAGGAACGUUGGAAGCUAUUAAAGGCAACGUUAGUAGACACAGCGUGAACAAGGCUCGAGGUAGUUGACAAAAGCGUGAAACAUUAAAUGCAAUGCUGUACGGAAUACGCAAAGCAUUAAAUGCUCCCAACGGUCAUCUUCUCAAUUGCCUAUAAAUAUGAAGUUCUGAUGAGAAGCAAGGUUAACGAUUUUGAAAGAACUUAUUCUGAAAAACUUGCUGAAACGCUGUUCAACUCAAAGCUCAGAAACUUCAUCUUCAUCAAAGCUCACUACAUUGCUGUUGUAAUAUAUUAGUGAGAUUAAGCUUAAACGUUAAGA
Molecule: messenger RNA, 995 nt
Organism: Vicia villosa (hairy vetch)
Lineage: Eukaryota; Viridiplantae; Streptophyta; Magnoliopsida; Fabales; Fabaceae
Exons: 2
Coding region: 192-503 (103 amino acids)
Biological process (GO): intracellular signal transduction
Molecular function (GO): protein serine/threonine kinase activator activity
Source: RefSeq, a predicted model, not a curated record